CCCACACUGUCUGGAUAUAACAAAAGUGCAACCAAAUUGCGCAGGCAGAAAAGGCACGCUGAGCAGAGCAGAAAAGCGCAGCGCAGCACAGCAGACACUGUGAGUGGAAGUGGAAAUGAGAGGGGGGUGGCAACAUAGCCCGGGUGUUGCGCCCCGGGGGAGUGGCGGCGGGCACCGUGUGGUGGUUGGCGAGAGGGCAGGGCACCGCUUCCAUCAAACAGAGGAGCACGAGCCCAAGCUGCAGCAUUUAAUGGCGAUUAUGAAUCUACUGAGUGCAAAAAGGUUAUAUCCAGCGCUUAGCAUCUGCUCACUUCCUCCUCGUUUCUUUCCCCUGUCCCCGCUGCUCAUGAAGUGCAUCCCGUCUUUGCUCAAGGCGGUUAGUCUGAUUCCUAUUUAUUGCCAGACCUGUCACCACUUACUUUGUCUUUGCUCUUUUGCUCUCUUGCUUUUUUUACUCCUUUUCUUUCCUUGUGUUGUUUUGCUCUUCUUGCGUCUACAAAUAUCCCACUCUGUUCUCCACAUCUCUGCCUCUAUUGACAAUAGCCGCUAUUAUAUAUAUAUUUUAUUAUUUGCCACAAUUAUUCUAUCGCCCACUUUUCGUUGUGUGUUUAAAGCUCCGUAUUGUGAGCCGAGCAUCUCGUUCAAUCUGCACUUUUGACUACACUAUUUCUUUUUGGUUGUUGGGUGUAGAAACAAUUAGUGGGCAAAACAAAGCCAAAACUGUCAAAGCAGCCAAAGCGCUGCCAGCACAAAGACCUCUAACAUCCUUGUUCUUGCUCUGACUCCAGCCAUCUUGUUCUGUUCCACUCUACCUCACGCCCGCCGCUUUGUCUUUAAUCGUCUCUCUUUUUUAGCCACUUACUAAUUCUCACGGCUCAUACUCUAACUAGCACUCUACAUAUUCUUUUGUUCGAACAUCACUUAUUACACGCACAUUGAUUUUUAAUACCCGCUCCAUUCAUUCUCAUAUUCUUUUGCUUUUUAUAUAAUAAUUUGCUAUUUUCUCUUU
Molecule: messenger RNA, 1009 nt
Organism: Kickxella alabastrina
Lineage: Eukaryota; Fungi; Kickxellomycota; Kickxellomycetes; Kickxellales; Kickxellaceae
Exons: 1
Coding region: 116-658 (180 amino acids)
Source: RefSeq, a predicted model, not a curated record